Larimichthys crocea (large yellow croaker) is the source of this 1897-nucleotide messenger RNA. It is a transcript of the gene dnajb11, whose product is annotated as DnaJ heat shock protein family (Hsp40) member B11. Gene Ontology annotation, biological process: protein maturation; protein folding. Lineage: Eukaryota; Metazoa; Chordata; Actinopteri; Sciaenidae. The record is from RefSeq and is a predicted model, not a curated record. The transcript is spliced from 10 exons. Gene Ontology annotation, molecular function: misfolded protein binding. Bases 143 to 1222 code for a protein of 359 amino acids. Gene Ontology annotation, cellular component: endoplasmic reticulum.
UGACUGAGAGGCGGAUUCGCCGACAUGCAGUGGGCGGGCUUUCUGUGACAGGAGGAAGAAGGCUUGUGAGUGGCAGCGGGAACAAGCUUCAGAAGCCGGCUGGUCCUCUCUCUUCCUACCUCUGUUACAAAGAUCCGGAUCUAUGGCGAACAAAGGGAUGAAUCUCUGCAAUGUGUGCUGCCUGCUUCUUUACGUUAUCACGGCGGUGCUGGCGGGGCGAGAUUUCUAUAAGAUCUUGGGGGUGAGCAAGAGUGCCUCCAUCAGGGACAUCAAGAAGGCCUACAGGAAGCUGGCUCUGCAGCUACACCCCGACAGGAACCAGGACGACCCCAAAGCUCAAGACAAAUUUGCAGACUUGGGGGCAGCUUAUGAGGUGCUCUCAGAUGAGGAGAAAAGGAAACAGUACGACACCUACGGAGAAGAUGGACUCAAAGAAGGUCACCACGGCUCACACAACGAUAUCUUCUCCAGCUUCUUUGGUGACUUUGGGUUCAUGUUUGGAGGCAACAGACAGCAGGACAGGAACAUCCCCAGAGGAAAUGACAUCAUACUAGACCUGGAGGUCACGCUCGAAGAGGUGUAUUCCGGGAACUUUGUUGAGGUUGUACGUAAUAAGCCUGUAGCCAAAGAAGCCCCUGGUAAGAGGAAGUGUAACUGCAGACAGGAGAUGAGGACGACACAGCUCGGACCUGGCCGCUUCCAGAUGACUCAGGAGAUGGUGUGUGAUGAGUGUCCCAAUGUAAAGCUGGUAAAUGAAGAGAGGACCUUGGAGGUAGAAAUUGAGCAGGGAGUGAGGGAUGAAAUGGAGUACCCUUUCAUUGGAGAAGGGGAACCUCACAUCGAUGGAGAGCCUGGAGAUCUACGUUUCCGCAUCAAAGUGUUGAAACAUCCUGUGUUUGAACGCAGAGGAGAUGACCUGUACACCAACGUCACCAUCUCCCUGGUGGAGGCACUGGUCGGCUUUGAGAUGGACAUUGUACAUUUGGACGGACACAAGGUCCAUAUAUUGAGAGAUAAGAUCACCAAGCCCGGUGCUCGGAUGUGGAAGAAAGGAGAGGGCCUGCCGAAUUUCGACAACAUAAACAUUCGAGGUUCCCUCAUCAUCAGCUUUGAUGUGGAGUUUCCUCAGACGCAGCUUGACGAAAACCAGAAAGCUGGAAUUCGGAGUCUUCUGAAGCAGGGAUCUGUACAGAAGAUUUACAAUGGACUACAAGGAUACUAACACACUGACACACACUGCCUGGACUGAGUUAUCUGACACACACACACACACACACACACACACACACACACACAUCCUCAAUCAACAGGAGGGUGCUCCGUAAUUCUGGCCAGGGUGUAUUUAUUAUUUUCAGAUUGUUCUCAGGAUGGUUCGAACCCAAUUUAUUUUUUAAAGUUGGAGAUGUUUUUAUUUGAAAGUGUAUAAAAUGGAAAGGACGCCAUGUUUUCGUUGUUCUUGUCCCCACUUUGUAAUAAGACCUUUUUUGUUUCUUUUCAAAAUCAAAAUGACAAACUGCACCCGAGAAGAAAACAACCUCUGAACAACGUUCAACCUGUGCAAGAUCAGAAGAUUUUCUAUUUUUCUUCGUGUCUGAAUGUAACAGCUUCACCUGUUGAGUUCCCUGAUAUUUGUGUUGCUCUGGUCAGAUUCCUGUUCAAUAAUACUGUAAAUAGGGAGGAACAAAGCUCAUCUGUUUGUUGUGUUUUAGUUUUCCUAAUUUAUGUCGGCUCUGACUCCGUCUGCAUUCGACACGUUGCGGCAGGAGAAGUGUCGGCAUUGCACAGCCCCCAGGUUCACUGUGACAGGAGUUGACCUCUUCAGUGAAACAGUGAAGUUUUAUUCUUGUGGAGGAAUGUUUGCACAUCCUCCAGUGCCACUGUAAAAAAAAAAAAACAA